Hevea brasiliensis (rubber tree) is the source of this 1351-nucleotide messenger RNA. RefSeq lists its product as uncharacterized. The record is from RefSeq and is a predicted model, not a curated record. The coding region runs from base 99 to 1202 and encodes 367 amino acids. NCBI's taxonomy places the organism in Eukaryota, Viridiplantae, Streptophyta, Magnoliopsida, Malpighiales, Euphorbiaceae. Gene Ontology annotation, cellular component: endoplasmic reticulum. The transcript has a single exon.
GUGACUAAUUAUUAUGAUUAAUUUAAUCCCAAUAUUAACAUGUUAGCCCACCUAUUCGCUACGCAGUCUGCUCUCGCUAACCAAACAUUGCAAAAGCCAUGUCCAUCCUAUCCUUUUUCAUCUUCUUCGUUUUCGUGGGUAUCAUCCCUUCAAUAGCCGGAAAGUCUCACACCAUCCAUUUCCGGUCCCCUAAUCUCUAUCCAGAGGGCCUUGCCUACGACCCAUCGGCCCAACACUUCAUCGUUGGCUCCUUACGCGACCGUACUAUCCACGCCGUAUCCGAUGCGGGCGUCGUCGAAAUUCUCAUCUCCGAUCCCUCCCUCCCUCCAAACGCCAGCUUUGUGGGCCUGGCAGUAGAUUCGGUCAAUAACCGUCUUCUUGCGGUUAUCCACUCCUUAGCCCCACUCCCCCCCUUCAACGCCCUCGCCGCUUACGACCUCCGCACCCGCCAACGCCUUUUUCUCUCCCUCUUACCCGACGGCGACGUCACCACCACCGAUCGCUCCGUCGCCAAUGCCGUGACGGUCGAUUUUAAGGGAAACGCAUAUGUCACCAAUUCGUUGGGCAACUCUGAAGGAAACUUCAUCUGGAAAGUGAACGCUCAAGGAGAGGCGUCCAUUUUCUCGAGAUCUCCAAUUUUCAAUCAGUACCCCGUGGACCGAAACGCACCGUUUAGCAACAGCGGUCUCAACGGGAUUGCUUACGUCAGCAAGGGGUAUCUACUGGUGGUGCAAUCCAACACAGGGAGAAUGUUCAAGGUGGAUGUGGAGGAUGGCACGGCGAGGACAGUGUUGUUGAACGAGGAUUUAAAUUUGGCAGAUGGGGUCGCAAUCCGAAGAGACGGCGUGGUUUUGGUGGUGACCCCGGUUAAGGAUAGCAAGCUAUGGUUCUUGAAAAGCGAUGAUAGUUGGGGAGAGGGAGUGGUUUAUGACAAAAUUGACCUUGAUGCAGAGAGGUUCCCAACAUCAGUUGCAGUGGGGAGAGAGGAUAGGGCAUACGUGGUAUAUGGGAGAGUGAUGGAGGGUAUAAUGGGAAAGGGAGGGAGUGAAUGGUUUGAUAUAGAGGAAGUGAAGUCAGUAAGGGAGAGUAAGGAGGAGAAUGUUUGGGUUUUCGUCUUGCUUGGAUUCGGUUUGGCUUAUUUUUUCUUCUGGAGAUUUCAGAUGAAGCAGCUUGUGAAAAAUGUGGAUAAGAAAACCAAUUAAAUGUUGCAUCUUAAAAACUGAACUUGUGGUAGUACACUCACAUGAGUAUGAUUUCAGUUUAUGCUCUUGUUUUAAUUUAAUUUUAUAUUUUAAGAAAUGUAUUUCACUUACAUGUGUUUGAAGAUGCAGGAUAUCUCCACUUAGAAAGA